This is a messenger RNA of Hevea brasiliensis (rubber tree), 2612 nucleotides long. Its product is annotated as putative disease resistance protein RGA3. Lineage: Eukaryota; Viridiplantae; Streptophyta; Magnoliopsida; Malpighiales; Euphorbiaceae. Gene Ontology annotation, molecular function: ADP binding; protein binding. Gene Ontology annotation, biological process: defense response to other organism. The record is from RefSeq and is a predicted model, not a curated record.
GUGAGAUAGAACAAGAGGUGAGGCUCGUUGUGGGUGUCAAGAAUGAAGUUCAAAUGCUGACUACCAAAUUCCAGUUCAUCAAGGCCGUGCUGGUGGAUGCCGAGAAUAGACAAGUGAAGGAUGAUGCGAUCAAACUUUGGAUGCAGAAGCUCAAAAACAUUUCCUACGAUAUGGAUGAUGUGCUAGACGAGUGGACCACUGCAAUUCAGAAAUCCCAAAUUAUGGGAGAUGAACGUGUUUCAGCUGAGAAUAAGAGGAAGGUACGCUGCUUAAUCUGCUUCUCUUGCUUUCGUUGUAGAGAAGUUGGUGUACGUCGUGAUAUUGCUGUCAAGAUUAAAGAUUUUAAUGCAAGAUUAGAUAUCAUUGUUGAUCAACAGCGUGCGUUCAACUUUGUUAGUUUUCAAAAGGAAACUAAACAAGUUGAGCGAUUUACAACUACAUCUUUCAUUGAUGUAGCAGAGGUCAAAGGUAGAGACCAAGAACAAAAAGCAAUAGUGGAGAAGUUGUUGACGGGGAGUAGCCAAACACCAAGCCUCCACAUCAUCUCUAUAGUAGGAAUGGGGGGGAUUGGAAAAACUACUUUGGCCAAAUUAGUCUACAACGAUGAUGAGGUGAAAACCCAUUUCGAAACGAGAAUAUGGGUUUGUGUCUCGGAUCCCUUUGAUGAGAUUAAGAUUGCCAAGGCGAUCCUUGAAUCUCUCACAAAUGAGGCUCCAAAUUUACAUGAAUUGCAAACUAUACUGCAAAACAUACGCAAAUCUCUAGAGGGGAAGAAGUUUCUUCUCAUACUUGAUGAUGUGUGGGAAGAAAAUUCUGAAAAAUGGGUACAAUUGAAAAAUUGUCUCAAAUUUGGUUCACCAGGAAGUAGAAUUUUGGUGACCACACGUAAGGAGAUUGUUGCAAGUGCGAUAGGUUGCAUUGACAUUCACAAAAAAGGACAAUUGUCCGCAGAAGAUUCUUGGUUUCUAUUUAGUCAAAUUGCAUUUUUGGGAUGGAGCAGUGGAGAGCGUGAGCCAUUGGAGGACAUAGGUAAGAAAAUUGUAAGCAGGUGCAAAGGAUUGCCUCUUACAGUGAAGACUCUAGGAAGUCUUUUGGUCACCAAAAAAUCCAAAAGUGAGUGGCAAACCAUCAUGGAUAGUGAGGUGUGGGAACUAGAAAAUGCUGAAAUUGAUAUUUUUCCCCAUUUAUGGCUUAGUUAUAAUGAUUUGUCCCCACCAUUGAGGCAAUGUUUUUCUUACUGUGCCAUUUUCCCCAAGGACCACUUGAUGGAAAAACAAAAACUGAUAGAGUUGUGGAUGGCUCAUGGUUAUAUUAAGGAAACAACAAAAAGAGAUAUGGAGAGAAUUGGUGAGGAGUAUUUUCAGAAUUUAGCUUCACGCUCUUUCUUCCAAGAUAUCAACAUGGUUGACGAUUUCUAUGACAUUUCAUAUACAUUGCUUGCAGGAAAAGGCUCGUUACCGGGCUACUUUUGUGAUGCAAAGAAACUACGCGGCCUCAUAGCUCAGUUCGAAGGAGGUUUUGUGGCCACUGCAGUGCUAUCUAGUUUUUUCAAUGAAUUAACUUGUUUGAGAUCUUUAGAUCUAAGCAAUUGUGACAUUGAAGAAAUCCCACCAACAAUAAGCCAAUUGAUACAUUUGAGGCAACUUGACUUGUCUUCUAAUGAUCAUCUGAAGUCGUUGCCUGAAACAUUGUGUGAAUUAUAUAAUUUGCAAACCUUAGAUGUUUAUGAUUGUUAUAAUUUGGCAAAGCUGCCCGAUGGUGUUGGAAAACUCGUUAACUUAAGACAUCUGCAUAUUCCUGGUAUAGGCCCUAUUCUUAUGUCGAAAGAAAUUAGGAAAUUGAGCUGUCUUAGGACAUUAGAGUGGGUCGAUGUUUUUGAUGAUAGAAAAGCAUUCUCUCUUGGGGAUCUAGAAAGUCUGAACCUUCUUCAAGGAUUGCUUAUGUUAUCGGGCCUAGGAAAUGUGGACAACAUGGAUGAGGCUAAGAAAGCACAACUCAAGAAAAAGAAAGGAAUCAACAGAAUGCAAUUAGCUUUUAAUGAAAGGGAAGGGGAAGGGAGAAUAUGUCACGAUGAAGAAUUACUUGAAGUCUUAGAGCCACACACUAAUUUGGAGACUUUAGGAAUACGUGGCUAUGAAGGCAUAGUUUUUCCGGAUUGGAUCACGUCAUUAAUUAAUUUGAAGCGUGUUCAGCUCAGAGGUUUUAAAAACUGUGAGAAAUUACCUCCUUUGGGAAAGUUACCAUUCCUUGAAAUCCUUGAAUUGGAAGAAAUGGAACGCCUGAAAAAGUUGGGCGUUGAGUUUUUUGGAAUAGAAACUUCAAGUCAACAAGAGAUUUCGUCAUCAGUCACCGUCUUCCCCAAAUUGACAACAAUUAAAUUAGGUUCCUUGAAGGAGUUGGAGGAGUGGGAUGAUGGAAUGAACAAAAAUGGAGAAGAAAAUGUUACCAAUUUUACAAUCCUGCCAUGUCUUCGUUCUCUCUCUAUUUGGCAUUGCCCAAAGUUGAAGUUGGAGGCGUUACCAGAUUACCUUCUCCAGAAGAUUUAUCAAUUUCAAGGCUGCUUAACAAAAGAGGAAAGGAGGGAAAAGGCCAAACAAAUCUUGCAUCUCUAA